Magnolia sinica is the source of this 1428-nucleotide messenger RNA. Its product is annotated as thaumatin-like protein. Gene Ontology annotation, biological process: defense response. Gene Ontology annotation, cellular component: extracellular region. Lineage: Eukaryota; Viridiplantae; Streptophyta; Magnoliopsida; Magnoliales; Magnoliaceae. The transcript is spliced from 2 exons. The coding region runs from base 44 to 1324 and encodes 426 amino acids. The record is from RefSeq and is a predicted model, not a curated record.
CCCCACAAAAUCACAAAGGCCCACCAUCUCUACACCUCUCAUCAUGGCCGUCCAAUCACACCUCCCUCUCAUCUUCAUCCUACUACUCUCUCUCUUCUUCACCCUCACCCAAGCAGCCACGUUCGAUAUCCGAAACCAAUGUCCGUACACCGUCUGGGCCGCCGGAAUCCCCGGCGGGGGCCGCCGCCUAGACCAGAACCAGUCAUGGACUGUCAUUGCAAACCCAGGCACGACCCAGGCUCGCAUCUGGGGUCGAACCGGGUGCGGCUUCGACAGCAACGGUCGUGGCAGCUGCCAGACCGGCGACUGCGGUGGCCUCCUUGACUGCCAGGCCUACGGCCAGCCGCCCAACACACUCGUCGAGUACGCACUGAAACAGUUCAACGACCUGGAUUUCUUCGACAUCUCGCUCAUCGAUGGAUUCAACGUCCCGAUCGAAUUCAGCGCAGUAUCCGGCGGUUGCAGUAGAGUGACCAGGUGCGUCGCUGAUAUCAACGGCCAGUGUCCUGCCGAGCUCAAGGUCCCAGGUGGGUGCAACCACCCGUGCACCGUCUUCAAAACCAAUGAGUACUGUUGCAACUCUGGUAACUGUGGGCCCAACAGAUUUUUCAGGUUCUUUAAGGACCGGUGCCCAGAAGCCUUCAGCUACCCCAGGGAUGAUCCGACGACCAGUACAUUAACGUGCCACACUGGUGCAAACUAUAGGGUUGUAUUUUCAGCCACCUUCGAGAUCCGAAACCAAUGCCCAUACACCGUCUGGGCCGCUGCAGUCCCAGGUGGGGGCCAACAGCUAGCCCGGGGCCAGUCAUGGACCAUCACAGCAAACCCAGGCACGACCCAGGCUCGCAUCUGGGGCCGAACCGGGUGCACCUUCGAUGGCAACGGUCGGGGCCGUUGCCAGACAGGCGACUGCGGCGGACUCCUCCGCUGCCAGGGUUUCGGCCAGCCGCCCAACACUCUCGCCGAGUACGCUCUCCGGCAAUUCAACAACCUGGAUUUCUUCGACAUAUCACUCGUUGAUGGCUUCAACAUCCCUAUGGACUUUAGCCCUGUAUCUGGCGGUUGCACACGUGGCAUAAGAUGUGCGGCUGAUAUCAACGGUCAGUGUCCGGCCCAGCUGCGGGCCCCGGGUGGGUGUAACAACCCAUGUACGGUUUUUAAGACAGAUCAGUACUGUUGCAAUAGUGGGUCAUGUCAGCCCACUGACUACUCUAGGUUCUUUAAGACCCGUUGCCCAGAUGCAUAUAGCUAUCCUAAGGAUGAUCAGACCAGCACGUUUACUUGCCCAUCUGGUGCUAACUAUAGGGUUGUGUUUUGCCCAUGAAAGUUCUCAAUCUCAUGAGAGUGGACGACUAUAUCAUGUAUGUCUAAAAUAAGAUGUUUUGAAAUCCUCUUUUGGGUCUCUCCAAAGACAAAUAAAUUCAUGCA